AUGUCUAUUUUUGGAUUUUGCUGUGGGAUUAUAAGUAAAGUAUUAAAUGAAUCAAUAAUAAUUAGUUUCAUCUAGGGUAAGUUUGGGAUUUUGGAAUCUAUAAUUAUGAUACAUACUUCAGUGUCAAUCUAUUGAGUAAUAUUUUCAACAUUUUAGUGGUUGUAAGUGGAUUGGUAAAAUUGAAUUUUUUAAUUGUAGAUUUUUAUUGUAGUAAAAGGAAGCAAAGUGUUAGAUUUUAUAUUCUCCUUAUAUCUAUGGCAUUUCAUUAUUUGUUGUAUUUUAAGCUCUUCUGAAUAUAAUAAAAUGUGGUUUAUAAUGAAUACUAUACUAAGUAUUAUGACCAUAUUUUUGGGAGAAUAUCUUUGUGUUAGAUUUGAUUAAUAAGAUACCUUAAUUAUAGAUAGAUUAUUUAAGAACAAGAAAAAACCUAUUGCAGAACAUAAAAGAAAUGAUGAUAUUAUUAAAAUCAAUAUAUAAUGA
Messenger RNA from Paramecium pentaurelia, 480 nucleotides. The record is from the annotation of a GenBank genome assembly. NCBI's taxonomy places the organism in Eukaryota, Ciliophora, Oligohymenophorea, Peniculida, Parameciidae.